This is a messenger RNA of Helianthus annuus (common sunflower), 1030 nucleotides long. RefSeq lists its product as uncharacterized. NCBI's taxonomy places the organism in Eukaryota, Viridiplantae, Streptophyta, Magnoliopsida, Asterales, Asteraceae. Bases 180 to 839 code for a protein of 219 amino acids. The transcript is spliced from 7 exons. The record is from RefSeq and is a predicted model, not a curated record.
AAUAAUCGAAUAGUUUGUCACACCUCUACUUCAAGAAGUUAAGGCAUCUCAUGCUAUUGUCGGGUCGGGUGGGGCCGUGAAGUACUUCGUGGGGCCCAGGCACAACAGAAGUCAUAAAGUCAACAAACAACAACCAAACAACCAUUCACAGUGUCUCCCGGUGGUCGCUUCCGAUUCAAAUGUCAACCGCCACCGUCCUCUGCAUCUCCACCACCACAUCCACUGCCAAACCCCGCAGCAGAACAACCAAAACCGGUGUCCUCAUCACACACAGACUCACACUACCAUCUUUGCCAUUCUUCAUCGUACGACAGCCGAUUCGGUCAACGAAUCAUGGGCGUAAGACUUUUAAACAACCUCGAAGAAGAUCUAAUGUUGUUUUUAUGGAAUGGCAGGAGUGCACGGUUAAAUUGGAAAUAGAUGUGCCAAUUUCUGUAGCUUAUGAUUGUUAUCUUGAUAGAGAAGCUAUACCUCAAUGGACGCCCUUCAUUUCUUCUGUUAAGGUAUUAAAAGACAAGCCCGAGUUAUCACGAUGGUCAUACAAGUUUGAAGCAUUUGGGCACGAUCUUGAUUUCUCUUGGCUUUCUCGUAAUCUGCAGCCGAUCCCAAAUCAGAAAAUCCACUGGAGAUCCUUGGAAGGUCUUCCCAACCGAGGAGCGGUACGUUUUUAUCCUAUAGGUUCUUCAUCAUGUUUGGUUGAACUUACUUGUUCAUAUGAAGUACCUCAAUUCUUGUCCCCUCUGGCAUCUAUGUUACAACCUUUCAAUGAAAACUUGAUGAGACGUGGCUUGGAAAGGUUUGCGAUUUAUGCAAAGACAUACAAACCGGAUUCAGCCUGAGAGUUCUUAUACUCACUCUAUUUAAGUUUAAUAAGACCAUAUUCUUUAUUUUGUAAAUUUUGCCAUGGAUUGGGCUUGUAUUUACAAUUUACAAAGUUGAAGACGCGUAUGCACAUGUAUAUGAAACACAUUACAAAGUAAUAAUAAAUUCUGUUACUAGACCGCGAUACAAUAAUUGACAUUGAUACAUG